UCCAUUGCUGAGAUGUCUUCUUCAUUCCUCUCCAUCUCUCACUUUGCUUCUUCUCUCUCUUCUCACUCUGUAUUUAUUUAUCUUCUUCUAUUCCCAUUUCCAUUCCACCAUAACUCAAUCCCUCCAUUCUUCUUCUAAACCUUCUCCUUCUUCUCCUUCUAUUCCCAUUUCCAGUCCACCAUAACUCAAUCCCUCCAUUCUUCAACAAAAAAUGGGCAGUAUCGAAGCUGACAGAACUGUUACAGGCUUCGCCGCGAAAGACCCAUCUGGGAUUCUCUCUCCUUACACUUACACUCUCAGAAACACCGGCCCCCAAGAUGUUUUCAUCAAAGUCAUUUGCUGUGGAAUCUGUCACUCUGAUCUUCACCAAAUCAAGAAUGAACUCGGCAUGUCCAAUUACCCCAUGGUUCCUGGACACGAAGUGGUCGGAGAAGUUGUGGAGAUUGGAUCGGAAGUGGAUCGAUUCAGUGUUGGGGAGUUAGUCGGAGUUGGGUGUAUUCUUGGAUCUUGUGCGAGUUGUAAUCCUUGUAUUUCCGAUAAGGAGCAGUACUGUCACAAGAGAAUCUGGACCUAUAACGAUGUCUAUCACGACGGCCGCCCUACCCAAGGCGGCUUCUCCUCCGCCAUGGUCGUCCACCAAAAGUUUGUUGUGAGAAUCCCAGAAGGGAUGUCGCCGGAGCAGGCGGCGCCGCUGCUAUGCGCGGGAGUGACGGUGUACAGCCCGUUGAGUCACUUUGGACUGAAACAAAGUGGGCUAAGAGGCGGAAUUUUGGGGCUGGGAGGCGUUGGGCAUAUGGGUGUGAAAGUGGCGAAGGCUUUGGGCCAUCACGUGACGGUGAUAAGCUCGUCGGAGAAGAAGAGGGAGGAGGCUCUGGAACAUCUCGGUGCCGACGAGUACUUGGUCAGCUCCAACAAGGCUCAAAUGGAACGAGCCAUUGACUCGCUCGAUUACAUUAUCGACACCAUCCCUGUUUCUCAUCCACUCGAACCUUAUCUCUCACUGCUGAAACUCGACGGCAAAUUGAUCUUGAUGGGUGUCAUUAAUACCCCAUUGCAAUUCGUUUCCCCUCUCCUCAUGCUCGGAAGGAAGACGAUUACAGGGAGCUUCAUCGGAAGCAUGACAGAAACACAAGAAGUAUUGGAUUUCUUCAAAGAGAAGGAGCUGACCUCCAUGAUUGAAGUGAUAAAGCUUGAUUACAUAAACAAGGCUUUCGAGAGGUUGGAGAAGAAUGAUGUUAGAUACAGGUUUGUCGUCGACGUUGCCGGAAGUAAGCUACCUCAGUGAAGGUGAUCGGCGCCGGAGAACGUCGAGGGAAAAGAUAGCGGAGUUAUUACGUAAUUUGGGUGGUUGAUGGAAUUAUAAAUGCUCUGUACUAUGAAACUUGGAUAAACAUGUUGGGUUUGUUUGGUUUUUGUUGAUAAUAAUUGAAAAUGUUUAAAGAGGUCGAAGAUUAUGAGGUUUGUGAUUGUUGAGAACGACAAUGUUGUUGAAAUGAAAACAAUAGAGUUAUCAACGGAGUUGUGUGGACUCUAUAUUGGGGAUGAAUGAAUGGAAUCUCUAAUUUCAAAGUUGA
Messenger RNA from Benincasa hispida (wax gourd), 1574 nucleotides. RefSeq names its product GroES-like zinc-binding alcohol dehydrogenase family protein (gene ATCAD4). Gene Ontology annotation, molecular function: zinc ion binding; oxidoreductase activity, acting on the CH-OH group of donors, NAD or NADP as acceptor. Lineage: Eukaryota; Viridiplantae; Streptophyta; Magnoliopsida; Cucurbitales; Cucurbitaceae. The record is from RefSeq and is a predicted model, not a curated record.